Messenger RNA from Chanos chanos (milkfish), 705 nucleotides. RefSeq names its product POP7 homolog, ribonuclease P/MRP subunit (gene pop7). Bases 111 to 569 code for a protein of 152 amino acids. Gene Ontology annotation, cellular component: ribonuclease MRP complex; nucleus; nucleolar ribonuclease P complex. The transcript is spliced from 2 exons. Gene Ontology annotation, biological process: tRNA 5'-leader removal. Gene Ontology annotation, molecular function: nucleic acid binding. The record is from RefSeq and is a predicted model, not a curated record. NCBI's taxonomy places the organism in Eukaryota, Metazoa, Chordata, Actinopteri, Gonorynchiformes, Chanidae.
ACGAGCUCAAGCGGAGUUUUCGCUCCGUGUAUUACACACAGUUGUAAAUCUCAACUGAGACGUUAUAGUGUCACGAUAGGGUGAACCCUUUCCAUCGUGCGGCCCCUUAAAUGGCAGAGCCACGCAGCCCAGUCUCAGCGACGGUCCCCCAGACCCCGAUGGGACUUGCCCCUCCUGAGGGGGCAGUGGUCGAGAUGGACCCUGUGGAGUACACUCUUCGCAAGCGCCUGCCCAGAAAGCUACCCAAGCGACGCAACGACGUUUACGUGAACAUGAAGACAGACUUCAAGGCCCAGCUGGCGCGUUGCCAAAAACUGCUGGACGGGACUGCUGGACACAGAGAGAUCUGCAUCCAUGGCUUGGGACUGGCCAUCAACCGAGCCAUCAACAUCGCCUUGCAGCUGCAGGCUGCCAGCCAAGGGGCUCUCCAACUUGCUGCCAACACCUCCACUGUAGAGCUGGUGGAUGAUCUGGAACCAGAGGACCCAGAUGAGGCCGGAGAACCACUGACGCGCACCCGGAACAACUCUGCCAUCCACAUCAAAGUGUUCUACCCAAAUCCCCAGUGAUUGUGUUGCUGCCAUCACUGAAACGCAAGGCAGGAGAAAACGCUGGUGGUUUUCACAGCUGUCCAUCUUGUCCCAUAGGCUUUUUGUUCCAGUCAUGUGUUACAAGAGCUACUGUUUGACUGGCUACUUUCCUUGA